ACUAUGAUCCGCUGUACCCACGUCUAACAACAUGACGUUGGCAACAUUUUUUUCUGGGAACCCGACGCAUGUCGGUCAUCAUCACCACUUCUCGCCGCAUCCUAGUCUUGCGAAGCACCAGGUUUCGUCAUCCGAAUCGACUCGUCAUCGUUCGUGCACAUGAGGACCCUCGUCGUCUAUCGUUCCCCUCGCCCUCCCCAUCCAAGCCCUGACAGCUCGAGGGAUGCUGCGCGGGAACUACUGGUACAGACAGUUUCACAUCAGCCGCUCCCUUCGCUCGCCUCAGCCAACCGUGAAGACGAGCUCAAAGCCUUCUUGUUGGAGGCGAACAUCGCCGCCGUCGCCAUCUUCGUCGCCGGAAGAGAGCGGACCAAAGCGAAAGUCGCCGGUCGCCUCGGGAGUCCCUGCCGUGAUCAGAUGGAACAUGGCCAUAACUUCCCACAUGCGCAAUGGGCAAUGCGAGGCCGCUCUGAGGGUCUUCAACUCGAUGCCCUGCCGGAGCACCGUCUCUUACAAUGCCAUGAUCUCUGGGUACUUGCAGAAUGACAAGUUCAGUCUUGCCAGGCAAGUGUUCGACGGAAUGCCCGAGACCGCGAGAGAUUUGGUUUCGUGGAAUCUGAUGAUCUCUGGGUAUGUGAAGAAUAGGGACCUUUUUGCAGCUCGGGCGCUGUUUGGGUGGAUGCCCACGAGGGAUGUAGUCUCUUGGAAUGCGAUGUUGUCGGGUUAUGCCCAGUAUGGGUAUGUUGAUGAGGCACGCGGCAUAUUUGAUGAGAUGCCGACUAGGGAUGCCGUGUCGUGGAACGGGUUGCUCGCGGCGUACGUACAGAACGGAAGGCUAGAGGAGGCGCGGAUGUUGUUUGACUCGAAGACAGAUUGGGAGGUGGUACCUUGGAAUUGUUUGAUGGCUGGGUAUGUGAAGAAGAAGCGGUUUGUUGAUGCUAGGAAUCUUUUUGAUAGGAUGCCGGUUAAAGAUGAAGUCUCAUGGAAUACAAUGAUUACCGGUUAUGCGCAGAAUGGUGAGUUGUCUGAAGCAAGGAGACUGUUUGAGGAGUCACCGACUAAGGAUGUUUUUGCAUGGACAGCAAUCUUGUCUGGUUAUGUGCAGAAUGGAUUGUUGGAUGAAGCAAGAAGGAUUUUCGAUGAGAUGCCAGAAAAGAAUACAGUUUCUUGGAAUGCAAUGAUUGCUGGUUAUGUUCAAUAUAAGAAAAUAGACAUGGCAAAGGAGUUAUUCGAGGCAAUGCCAUGUCGAAACAUUGCUUCAUGUAAUACAAUGAUCACAUGCUAUGCUCAGAGUGGCAAUAUUUCUCAAGCUAGAAGUUUGUUUGAUGAGAUGCCUCAGCGUGACUGCAUCUCCUGGGCAGCCAUUAUUGCUGGUUAUGCUCAAACUGGUCAUUGCGAGGAGGCUUUGCAUCAGUUUGUAGAGAUGAACAGAGCUAGAGAAAGAUUAAAUAGGUCUGCUUUUACAUGUUCAUUGAGUGCAUGUGCUGAUAUUGCUGCCUUGGAGUUGGGAAAGCAAAUGCAUAGCCGACUAGUCAAGGCGGGAUAUGUGUCUCGGUGGUUUGUGGGGAAUGCACUUUUGUCAAUGUAUUGCAAGUGUGGAAGCAUAGAAGAAGCUUAUGAUGCAUUUCAAGAUAUAUCGGACAAGGAUGUUGUCUCAUGGAAUACUAUGAUUGCUGGUUAUGCAAGGCAUGGAUUUGGAAAAGAAGCUUUGGUGAUUUUUGAGUCAAUGCAGGCAGCAGGCAUCAAACCUGACGAUGUAACAAUGGUUGGUGUGUUGUCUGCUUGUGCCCAUAAUGGUUUAGUCGAGAGAGGGCUGAAAUACUUCCAUACGAUGCAUGAGGAUUAUGGUAUAACAGCAAAUGACAAGCAUUACACUUGCAUGAUUGAUCUUCUUGGUCGAUCUGGACAGCUGGCUGAGGUGGUUAAGUUGAUGAAAGACAUGCCUUUUGAGCCUGAUGCUGCAACAUGGGGUGCUCUACUAGGUGCAAGCAGGAUUCAUGGCAACACUGAACUAGGUGAGAAAGCCGCAAAGAUGAUUUUUGAGAUGCAACCUGAGAAUUCUGGCAUGUACGUACUCCUCUCAAACUUAUAUGCAGCAUCUGGUAGAUGGGCUGAUGUGGGUAGAAUGAGAUUGAAGAUGAGGAACAAAGGUGUAAAGAAAGUGCCUGGUUAUAGUUGGAUUGAGGUCCAGAACAAGAUCCAUACAUUCUCUGUUGGUGACCCUUUCCACCCGGAAAAAGAUAGAAUAUAUGCCUUUCUAGAAGAGUUAGAUUUGAAAAUAAAGCUUGCAGGGUAUGUUCCGUCAACCAAGUUGGUUUUGCACGACGUGGAAGAAGAAGAGAAGGAGCAGAUGCUAAAGUAUCAUAGCGAGAGGUUGGCUGUAGCAUUUGGCAUCUUGUCGGUUCCUGCUGGUAGACCAAUCCGAGUGAUCAAAAACUUGAGAGUUUGUGGGGACUGCCACAAUGCAUUAAAAUGCAUUUCAAAAAUUGUAGACAGAUUGAUAAUCUUAAGAGAUAAUCACCGUUUUCACCACUUUAGUGGGGGUUCAUGUUCUUGUGGGGAUUAUUGGUGAGAAUAAAGAGAAAUUUAGUGGAAAGUUAAAUAUGCCAUUAGACAUUUUUAUAAGACAGAAACAGAUUUGGCUACACUGUUGGGAACUUGUAGGCUGGAAAAGGGAAAAUAAGAAAGACACAGGCUAUCUUUUCCAGCAACACUGGGUCUAAAUUGCACUUAUAAUUGAUCUCUGUGGGCUUUUUCAGCAGUUGAUCGGAAGGAGGAUAUCCGUAAGUAUAUUGCGUGCUUCCAUUCCUCUGGACUCAUCUUCCCAGCGAUUGCUUGGCCAACAGUUUUAAGAGCAAGUGGCAAGCCUUUGUACUCUUCAAUCACCCCAGCAAUUGCUUGGCCACAUACUUCUCCAUUUGGUAUCUCCUCCGAUGGAGGAUGAGCAGACACGUCUGUGACGAUUUCGAAGCUGUGACCCUUAUCCACGAGUUCUUUCACUUCAUUCUGCUUCGUCUCAACCAACUUGCCAAGCUUGUAGAUGGACACGCAGUUCUUUGGACAGCACCUCCCAUACACUUCUUCCUAAUCUCUCCGUCGCCUUUCGACAGAAUGUCAGUUUCCAUGCUUUUAAUCCACCGAUUCUCUGCUGUUGUUGCUUGGCAAGUUCAGCUUUUCUUCACGUCACUGCAGAGAUUAUUGAGUUGUUCCUUGGCUAUCUCCAAGAUCUUGAGUCUCUUGAAGGUCCAUGCAGUAGGAGGCAUGCUUGGAACUGCAAUCCGAUAACUUUGGGAGCAUCUCCAAGAUUGGACUCACCAAAUGUAUGGUGAAACAGCAGCGUUAUGCACUUAAUUACACACUAGAUGAAGUUUAUAACAAUGAAUGACAUCAACUCCGAAUACUGGAGGUCGUGUAGUCUUCAUGUGGUGUGGGCAGUAUUAUUUUACAGGUCGACUAAUAUCUCUGCAAGACAACUGAUCACACAAUGCUGUUUUUUUUCCUUGAACGUCAAUCAUGGGACCACCUGUUUUUUCUCCAUUGUCAGAUUGGGCGAGAAACUAGAGCAAUUUUUAGGUGCUUUUGGAAGCAGCCGU
Molecule: messenger RNA, 3593 nt
Organism: Syzygium oleosum
Lineage: Eukaryota; Viridiplantae; Streptophyta; Magnoliopsida; Myrtales; Myrtaceae
Product: pentatricopeptide repeat-containing protein At4g02750
Exons: 2
Coding region: 224-2572 (782 amino acids)
Biological process (GO): RNA modification
Molecular function (GO): protein binding; zinc ion binding; RNA binding
Source: RefSeq, a predicted model, not a curated record